Cylindrotheca closterium is the source of this 1293-nucleotide messenger RNA. The record is from the annotation of a GenBank genome assembly. Lineage: Eukaryota; Bacillariophyta; Bacillariophyceae; Bacillariales; Bacillariaceae.
AUGGGACAGAUGAGAAAAGCAAGGACCUCGAGGAAGAAAGUUCGAUCGAAGAGACGUGAUAGUAAUUGGAAGAAUCCAGCUUCGUUGGAUGAUAUACUUGCAGCGGCAGAGUCUGCCCAACAGGCAUUUGACAACGAGCAAGCUGCUGACCAGUACUCGAGGGCAGCAUCACUGCUUCGAAAUGGACAUACGAUAGCGUCAGAAACACGAGAAAGUCUUCUGAUUCGAGUCCUCGAGAAGCUUGGAGAAUGUAAAGUGUCUUUAGGACAUCAAUCAGGGGCGAAAGCGGACUUUGAAGAAGCAAUCGCUAUGUUAGAAAACGAACAAGGAGAGAGAAAUAUUCGAUAUCACGAAACCCGCUCUAGUCUUUUCUUCUAUGUUGGCCAGCUUUGUAUGGAAAAAGAAGCAUUACGUGCAUAUCAACAGGGACUGGGAAGUCUGGAAACUUGUGCCAAGCUUGGCGAAAAGCUCAGUUCCGACGACGCGCAAGACAGCCCCGCAAACCCAUUGCAUGAAGUCCGAGCGAAACUCUCUGGAGGAUACUGUACCAUAGCAGAACUAUACCUCACUGAUUUGUGCUUUGAAGAUAAUGCGGAGAGCGAGUGUGAGGCAUGGCUGACUCGAGCUUUGGAAUUACGGGAUAGGGAUGGAGAACCAUUUGUCGAUGUACUUCAAACAAUGGCCAGUCUGCGGCUUUCACAACAAGCAAAACAAUUGGAAAGUGCGGAAUACAUUCUAAGAGCAUUCGAGAAGAUGAAAGUUGGAUGUGAUGCACUAGCUUCCUUAGUGGGUCUCAUGGAAAAUGGGGACAGCACAGCCGUCGCAGAACAAGCGUUGGAGUUAACGAACGUUGAUUCGGUCAACACCCUUCCAGAAUUUGAGUUUCGAUGUCAGACAGCUAAGUUACUCUUGGAGUGCGCUACUUUAGUUCGAGACACACCAGGUCUCACAGAAAGCCAAAAGGCAGCUGAACAACAAUGCGUAUCAGCUGCUGUUUCUGUGUUGGGAAGUCUAUUGGCUCAAAACGACGAGGUUGUGGAAAUCUGGUUUCUAGCAGGCUGUGCUUUUGCCCUGAAGAAUCCUUUAACAGUUGAUGCUGCUACAUAUUAUCUUGAACGUGCGAUGGAAAUGUUGAAGAAGGUUAGAGAAGUUCUUGAAAGCAAUGCCAAGGUCUGUUCUGGUGACCAGCUGACUGAGGUCAAAGAGGAACUUGAAGAGAACAGGAUUCAAAUGGAAGAUGUCCAAGGCAAAAUCGACGAGCUAAUGAGUGUUGAAACUGCAAUGGAAGAAUGA